Messenger RNA from Gastrolobium bilobum, 543 nucleotides. RefSeq names its product probable mediator of RNA polymerase II transcription subunit 26b. Lineage: Eukaryota; Viridiplantae; Streptophyta; Magnoliopsida; Fabales; Fabaceae. The coding region runs from base 1 to 543 and encodes 180 amino acids. The record is from RefSeq and is a predicted model, not a curated record. The transcript has a single exon.
AUGGAUGAUUAUGGAAAUCCUCGACAGAGUGGACAAUACAACAGAAACUGUGAAAAUGGGAGAAAGCCAGCUUUGGACACUCAAGUUGUAGAAAGUAGGAAAUUUGAGGCUUCCAUUGAGCCAUCCAUCACUGCCAAGGACAGUAAGAGUCAGCAACCAAGGAAAAAUGAGGUUGCUGUGAGGGUAAAUAAACCAGAAACUGCUGAUAAUGGCCCUGUCAGACCCCCAAAAUCAACUAUGCAGCGAAAAAGCAAUAUGGAGCCAAAGAUGCAGCCAAAAAUAGAGAACAAUACAAUCCCAAAGAAGCCUCCCAUGAUUCAGAAAGAUAAAUCCAAGUUUUCAGAUGAAGUUGCAGUCCAAGUAAAGCUAGAGGCCACUAAGAGGAAACUUCAUGAGCGUUAUCAACAAGUUGAAAAUGCUAAGAGGCAGAGGACAAUACAAGUUCUGGAAAUAAAUGAUCUCCCCAAGCAAGGGGGUGGCCAACGAAAUUCACAUUUCAAACCUGGGAAUCACAAUAGGCAGUGGGCCAAUGCACGAAGAUAG